Ilyonectria robusta is the source of this 1698-nucleotide messenger RNA. RefSeq names its product major facilitator superfamily domain-containing protein. Gene Ontology annotation, biological process: xenobiotic detoxification by transmembrane export across the plasma membrane. Gene Ontology annotation, molecular function: fluconazole transmembrane transporter activity. The transcript is spliced from 4 exons. The record is from RefSeq and is a predicted model, not a curated record. Lineage: Eukaryota; Fungi; Ascomycota; Sordariomycetes; Hypocreales; Nectriaceae. The coding region runs from base 1 to 1698 and encodes 565 amino acids.
AUGGCAGACAUCAUCCGAGACGCCGCUCUGGGGCAACUCAUCCGUUUCCUCACUAAGAACAAGUACCUUAAAUACCCCGAAGAGAAGCCCGGCUUUAAGCUGCCUGACCCCUGGAUCACCCUCAUAAAUAACCCCGAUGCCGUCGUCGUCGAAGACCUCCAUCGCACGCGAUCUCAGCUGGAGACGCGGGCUUAUACGGUCGACCGGUUCCAUAUCGAUGAGCAGCAUGAUAUCGAGAAGGUUCAGUCUAUUCCUGUUGUGCCCAAGAGGACAAAGGAUGGUGCUAUUCUCGUCGACUGGUACUAUUCAGAUGACUCCGAUAACCCCCAGAACUGGACGAAUAACAAGAGACUGGGCAUCUCGCUGAUUAUAUGUUUAUAUACUUUUGUGGUAUAUACAUCGUCAGCUAUCUACACUUCCUCAACCGAAGGCGUCAUGCGCACUUUUGGCGUAAGUCAACUUAAAGCCACGCUCGGUUUGUCUAUCUACGUUCUGGGCUACGGCAUCGGUCCCCUGGUGUUCUCGCCCCUGAGCGAGAUCCCUCGCAUUGGCCGCAACCCUGUCUAUAUCGUCACAAUGUUUCUCUUCGUCAUCAUCUCGAUCCCGACGGCGCUGGUGGAUAACUACCCCGGCCUCAUCGUCCUGCGUUUCCUUCCGGGCUUUUUUGGCUCGCCUUGUCUGGCUUCGGGUGGUGCGUCGCUCGGUGAUAUAUAUAGCUUGAUGGCUCUGCCAUAUGCCCUGAUGGCUUGGGUCGCCGCCGCCUACUGUGGACCCGCCCUCGGCCCCCUGAUCAGCGGCUUCGCCGUGCCCGCCAAGUCCUGGCGCUGGUCUCUAUACGAGAGCAUCUGGGCUUCCGCUCCCAUCUUCAUCCUCAUGUUCCUCCUCCUCCCUGAGACGAGCGGUGCCAACAUUCUACUCCGUCGCGCUAAGCGCCUCCGCAAGCUCACAGGUAACGAGAGCUUCAUGUCUCAGAGCGAGAUUGACCAGCGCAACAUGAAGGUCUCGGCGGUUGCUAUCGAUGCUCUGAUCAAGCCUAUGGAGAUCACCAUGAAGGACCCCGCUGUUCUAUUCGUGCAGGUCUACACUGCUAUCAUCUAUGGCAUCUACUACUCUUUCUUUGAAGUCUUCCCCCGCGUCUACCCCGUUUAUUACAACAUGAACCUUGGCGAGAUCGGUCUGGUCUUCCUCUGCAUCUUGGUCUCCUGUAUUAUUGGCGUGGCUGUCUACUUUGCCUACCUGUACUACUAUGUGGACCCCCGCAUCGCGAAGCUAGGCUGGCCGGUCCAGGAGUCCCGCCUCCUCCCCGCGCUUCCAGCCUCGAUUGGCCCUGCUAUCGGUCUCUUCCUCUUCGCGUGGACAGCUCGAGCGUCAAUCCACUGGAUUGUGCCGACCAUCGGCAUCACUAUAUACGGUGCUACUGUCUUCAUCGUUAUGCAGUGUAUCUUCGUGUACAUUCCUCUCAGCUACCCGAUGUAUGCUGCUAGUCUGUUCGCUGCGAACGACUUCUUCCGAAGUGCUUUUGCUUGCGGCAGCAUUCUCUUCGCCCAGCCACUCUUUGACAACCUCGGCGUCGCUAAGGGUACGAGUCUGCUCGGUGGGUUGAGCGUCAUCGGCAUCAUCGGUAUCUGGCUGCUGUAUUUCUAUGGCGCCAGGCUGCGAUCGCUCAGCAAGUUUGCGCUCUCUGAACAGGUGCAAUAA